This is a messenger RNA of Drosophila hydei, 1130 nucleotides long. RefSeq lists its product as uncharacterized. The coding region runs from base 288 to 770 and encodes 160 amino acids. The transcript has 2 exons. The record is from RefSeq and is a predicted model, not a curated record. NCBI's taxonomy places the organism in Eukaryota, Metazoa, Arthropoda, Insecta, Diptera, Drosophilidae.
AAAUAUUCUGAACAGUUAGUGCGCACGCUUAGCGGCGACAACAUCAGCCAAAUCAUAAUCGAACGUCGCGCUUAGCAGUUGUGAUAAGCCGAGCAGACAGAGGCACUGAGUCAAUAAAUUAUCAUCAGCAGAUUGUGAAACGAGCGAAAUUUAACAGAAAAUAAAUAACGCGAGUGCGCAAUUGGAACAGAAGAGAAACAGCAUUUUCGAGUGUGUUCAGGAUAAGCAACUGGCAAUAAAAAUAAGAUAUACAUAUAUAUUUAAAUAUAGUUGAAACACAACAAAACAUGUGCUCGUUAAAGCAACAAUUUUACACCCUGGCCGUGGCCCUGGGCGUUGUUUGCCUGGCGACAGCGAUGCCCCAAGAUCCGCAACAGCUGCAGGAUGGGCCCCACACGCUGCUAGACAUCGAGACGCCCAAUCAGUUCAGCUACAACUCGCCGCUGGCCCAGCCAGACAGUCUGCGCUCCAAGCCGUACUUUGAUUUCCUCAGCACGCUCUACGCACACGAUUCGGCCAAGACGAAUCUGUUUAAGAACCGGCCACAGCGCUCGGUGCCCUCCGAGUCAGUGGCAGAGCCACAGCCGGUGGCCGUGGCAGCUGCCGAUCAGCCCAAGAGCCGUCGUCGGGAUCGCAAGCGUCGCGCCAUCGUCUUUCGCCCGCUGUUCGUCUAUCAGCAGCGCGAGAUCAAGAAGAAGGAGAUCGCAGCCAGGAGACGCAGCGAUGAGGCGCAACGUCGCAACUACCUGGAGUACUACAAGCGCUACUAGUCCAGCAUCGAGCACUCUGAAAAUCUAUUCUAAUCUAAUCUAAUCUAAUCUAAUCUAAUCAACAACCAUGCGCAAUCCACAUGCAACAUGCAGCAAUGGCUAUGGCUGUCACUGGUCUUCUACAGGGUCCUCUCUAGCACUUAGCUUUUAAUAAUUGUGUUUUAGCUCUAAGUCAAGUCGAGUCUAGCACAACGCACUGCACUCAACACGAAUCGACUACCUAAAUCUAUAUCUAUAUAUCUCUAAUCCUUAAUCUACAUUAUAAUUAUAUAAUCGCACACACCCACACCCACACCCACACACACACACACAAACACGCAUUCGCACAUCCCCUCCCAAUCAAUAUGUUAAGUGAUCGUA